UCUACGGAGACACGGACUCGGUGAUGGUCAAGCUGGGCGUGCAGACGGUCGAGGAGGCCAUGGAGGUGGGCAGCGAGGCGGCGGAGUGGGUGUCCACCCACUUCACCCCCCCCAUCAAGCUGGAGUUCGAGAAGGUGUACUUCCCCUACCUGCUCAUCAACAAGAAGCGCUACGCUGGGCUCUACUUCUCCUCCAGCCCCACCACGCACGACAAGAUGGACUGCAAGGGCAUCGAGACCGUCCGCCGGGACAACUGCCCCCUGGUGGUCAGCCUCAUCAACGCCUGCCUGCAGAGCAUCCUGAUCGACAGGUGCGGGUCUCCUACGGACUCCGGGGUUCCCUUUGACCUCUGA
Molecule: messenger RNA, 353 nt
Organism: Lepisosteus oculatus (spotted gar)
Lineage: Eukaryota; Metazoa; Chordata; Actinopteri; Semionotiformes; Lepisosteidae
Source: RefSeq, a predicted model, not a curated record